Molecule: messenger RNA, 2709 nt
Organism: Girardinichthys multiradiatus
Lineage: Eukaryota; Metazoa; Chordata; Actinopteri; Cyprinodontiformes; Goodeidae
Exons: 6
Coding region: 459-1952 (497 amino acids)
Biological process (GO): DNA integration
Molecular function (GO): nucleic acid binding
Source: RefSeq, a predicted model, not a curated record
UAUGAGCUCCAGAGAAGAAUGCGAAACAUGUCUAAUGGCAACGUGAGUAAAGACAGAAUAGGUCAAGCAGCCGCAAUUUUAAAUAUUAUUUUAUCAUCACCGGAUGCAACAAGCAGUGUGACCUGCGCCUUAAACGAAAGAGCUUCUUUGACCGCCCGCAGUGAUUCAGUUGAGACAGAAUUAGCAUCUCUGUUUCGUGCUGGAGCAGCUAGCCGAAGUUUGGAGGUGUCAACAGUAAAUCUAGGACCAAGUUCGGUGGCUCCUGCAGCUCCACGUUUCCAAGCCCAGCAGUGUUUUGGACCUUGGACUACUAACAGGAGAAGAAGAUGCAUAGUUUGCUUUGUUGAUCAUCGGAUUUCUCUUCAGGGUUUUUCCUGGCUUCAAGAAAUCCUUCUAGACUGAAGACCGGAAACAGAACAUCUCUGUUUAACAUAUCUGAGCCAGCAAAUUCAGUCCCAAUGCAACUUUCUAUUAUUCUUGUUCUGCUGCUGCAGCUAUCUUUUCUUACUUCCUUUACAUUAGGAGUCAGUGAAGGCGAUGUCCAACAAUUUUUUAUGGAUGCGCUACAUUGUAAAGAACUAAUUCAAAGGGAAAGAACAGGGGACAUAAGUAGCCAGGAUAGGCUUUACAGAAAACUUGCUGAUCACACUCAGACUUUAUCUGCAAUCCUGUCAGUGUCACUGUUUAAUGAGUUAAGAUACCAUGCAUAUAGAACAAUGAUUGAAGACACGUAUACCUGUUUUCAAUCCAUUUUAGAAGAAUAUGAUGCUAUGCUAAGAUCUCAUGAAUUGAACCCUAGAUGUCUGCUUCCCCCAACAAAAUGGACUGGUUUUCCAGGGCGCCCACGAUAUGACAUCACAUCAAUGCAAAUUUCUCACUGCAUUUCAAUUGGAAUGAACUGGCAGCAGAUUGCAUCUGCCUUCGGUAUUAACCGUCGAACUCUCUACAGACAUAGACAACACUUGGGAAUCCAACCCUUACAAUAUACUGUGCUGACAGACCAAGACUUAACAAGAGUUGUGACUGACAUUCUACAAAGGACACCAAAUGCUGGUGAAACUUAUGUGCUUGGGAGCCUUGCAUCCAGAGAAAUACGUGUUCAGCUUUGGCGUGUUAGACAGUGUCUACGGGAAGUUGAUCCAAUUGGACGGUCAUUCCGCAGGAGGCGUACCAUACGCCGACGGGUUAAUAAUGUUCAGACACCAAAUCAACUAUGGCAUUUUGACAGUAACCACAAGCUGGUGAGAUGGCGAAUGGUUGUUCAUGGCUGUGUGGAUGGCUUUAGUCGAACUAUAAUAUAUCUAAGAUGCUGUAACAACAACAAUAGAGCCUCUACUGUGUUGUGCCUGUUUGUAAUGGGAGUGAAUCAUUUUGGUUUGCCUUCAAGAGUAAGGUGUGAUCAUGAAAUGGAAAACACACUUGUGGCUCGUUUCAUGUUGGAAAGACGGGGGCUGAACAGACGUAGUGUCAUUGCAGGCUUGUCAGUACAUAAUCAGCGCAUUGAAAGAUUGUGGGCAGAGCUCAAUAGGGUGGUCUCGAACCAUUUCAUAAAUCUUUUUAGUUUCAUGGAGCAGCAUGGUAUCCUUGACUCUUUGAAUGAGAUUCAUCUAUUUUGCCUACAUUUUGUCUACAUGCCAAGAAUUGAAAGAGCAACAAUAGAGUUCAGAAACCAAUGGAAUAACCAUGGCCUCUCCACACAGAAUGGGCAGACUCCACUUCAGUUGUGGCACACAGGUGUCAUAAACAACAUGGCACAACAAAAUACAACCGUUGAUUCUAGUUUUGAGCUACAUGAAAAUGUUGGAGUAGAUCAUGGGGGACCAUUGCCCGAUAUUCAGACUAGAAAUAAUGUUGUUAUUCCAGGUAUUGAUGUAGGCAUAAAUGACACGGCACUUAAUUUGAUGCACUGCAAAAUGAUGGAAACUAUGGCAUUGAUUUAUUCUGCUCUGUAGUAACUUUUCUUGAACAAUAUCAGUUGUAAUCUACAGAAUUUGAGCAAAAUUAAAAUUUUGAAAGUGAAGAUAAUCACUAAAUGUUUAAAACUGAAAUGUUCUGUCACUUUGUGAGAAUACAUUUCCAGUAAUAAGAUUUAAAUGCAUAUUGUAUUUUAUUUUAGGUUUAGAAUGUACGUAAAGCUGAAAUAAACAGUACUGACAAUACAUUACUCAAUCUCUCUGUAUUCACAUUCUGGAAGGAGUACAUUUACAAAACGAGAAGUACAAAUUCCAAGAGAAGAUAAACAUUGGUGUAGACCACCAGAUUGAACCAGUAAACACAAGAAAAAGAUAGUAAAACUUCCAACUGGGAAAUUUAUGGUAUGAAAAUAAACUGGAUGUUGUGAGGUAAUUCUAAACCUUUGAAAAUUAGAAUGGUAAAUGAAAAAAAGCUCACUCCCACUAACAUGCCGGACUGUAUAUAAUGCCCUGCAGGUGGCAAUAAAACAAAGAUGAGAAUUUAUCAAAUUUUGAAAAGGAAAAAAAAAAGUAACAAAGAUUACAACAUACCAGGUGAAACAUAGAAUGUGUUUGAAUUCAACUUAAAAUAACUUAUUUUUUAUGUUGACCAUUCUCUCAUCCCUGCUAGUGCCCAGUGUUCCAUUAUAUUACUUCUGAACAAAAUCACUUUGCUAACCUGGACCAGCCUUAGGUUUCGCAAAUAAAUGUCUAAACUUUAAAGCAACAUAACUAUGUACUGUGAGAAAUGUAAUUC